AUGGGCGCUAUGGGAGAGGACCAAAGGGAGAGGAUGGAGGAUGCAACGGUGGACAAGUUCCCGGAGGGGUUGCGUGUGCUCGCGGUCGACGACGAUUGUGUCUGCCUCAAUGUACUAGAGGCUCUCUUGCGCCGCUACAUAUACCACCCAACGAUGGCGAUGGAUGCCAAGACGGCGCUGAAAAUGCUUAGGACGGGGAAAGUGAAGUUCGACCUGGUCAUCACCGAUGUGCGCAUGCCGUACAUGGACGGCUUCAAGCUCCUCGAGCUCACCGGCCUCGAGAUGGAUAUGCCCGUCAUCAGUACAGUCACUACUCAACCCAAAGUCCUAAUUUUAUUUUUCCAUGUAAAAUUGCUUUUAAGGAGUACUUUUACUCCUGAAUCUUGA
Messenger RNA from Hordeum vulgare subsp. vulgare (domesticated barley), 387 nucleotides. RefSeq names its product two-component response regulator ORR22-like. Gene Ontology annotation, biological process: cytokinin-activated signaling pathway; phosphorelay signal transduction system. The transcript has 2 exons. Bases 1 to 387 code for a protein of 128 amino acids. The record is from RefSeq and is a predicted model, not a curated record. NCBI's taxonomy places the organism in Eukaryota, Viridiplantae, Streptophyta, Magnoliopsida, Poales, Poaceae.